UUUCCGAGCUGGCUCUGCAUGACAAAGGGGAAGGAGCAAGUUUCUUCUUUGAUCUGCCCCUUGCCGGCCCCACACACCUGCCUGUUGGUUCCCCCGCUCCAGCUGAGACUUCUAGAAGGAAAAUCAAAAGGGGGUGGGGGAAAGGCUGUGUCCCAGCUCUCCUGGAUCCUGCUCGGGGCACCUUCGUCUCCUGGUGGCCCCAGGACAAAAAUACUUCCUGGGCCGAUGGCCCGAAGCACCUGCCGCCCCCUCCCGGAGAGCCUGGGGACGUCGACGCGCAGGAGCGGCGCAGUGAGCCGGGGCUGCGCUCGCCAGGGAGCCCUACUCUGGAAGCUGUCAGUCCCAGGGCACUGGGGAGGGCUGAGGCCGACCAUGCCCAGCCUGCUGCUGCUGUUCACGGCUGCUCUGCUGUCCAGCUGGGUUCAGCUUCUGACAGACGCCAACUCCUGGUGGUCAUUAGCUCUGAACCCGGUGCAAAGACCCGAGAUGUUUAUCAUCGGUGCCCAGCCUGUGUGCAGUCAGCUUCCUGGGCUCUCCCCUGGCCAGAGGAAGCUGUGCCAACUGUACCAGGAGCACAUGGCCUACAUAGGGGAGGGAGCCAAGACAGGCAUCAAGGAAUGCCAGCACCAGUUCCGGCAGCGGCGGUGGAACUGCAGCACGGUGGACAACGUGUCUGUCUUUGGGAGAGUCAUGCAGAUAGGUAGCCGUGAGACCGCCUUCACCUACGCAGUGAGCGCCGCAGGUGUGGUCAACGCCAUCAGCCGGGCCUGCCGCGAGGGCGAACUCUCCACCUGCGGCUGCAGCCGGACCGCGCGGCCCAAGGACCUGCCCCGGGACUGGCUGUGGGGUGGCUGUGGGGACAAUGUGGAGUACGGCUACCGCUUCGCCAAGGAGUUUGUGGAUGCCCGGGAGCGAGAGAAGAACUUUGCCAAAGGAUCGGAGGAGCAGGGCCGGGUGCUCAUGAACCUCCAGAACAACGAGGCGGGUCGCAGGGCUGUGUAUAAGAUGGCAGAUGUAGCCUGCAAAUGCCACGGCGUCUCGGGGUCCUGCAGCCUCAAGACCUGCUGGCUACAGCUGGCCGAGUUCCGCAAGGUGGGGGACCGGCUGAAGGAGAAGUACGACAGUGCGGCCGCCAUGCGCGUCACCCGCAAGGGCCGGCUGGAGCUGGUCAACAGCCGCUUCACCCAGCCCACCCCGGAGGACCUGGUCUACGUGGACCCCAGCCCUGACUACUGCCUGCGCAACGAGAGCACAGGCUCCCUGGGCACGCAGGGUCGCCUCUGCAACAAGACCUCGGAGGGCAUGGAUGGCUGUGAGCUCAUGUGCUGCGGGCGUGGCUACAACCAGUUCAAAAGCGUGCAGGUGGAGCGCUGCCACUGCAAGUUCCACUGGUGCUGCUUCGUCAAGUGCAAGAAGUGCACCGAGAUCGUGGACCAGUACAUCUGUAAAUAGCCCGGGGGGCCUGCUCCUGGCCCCUCUGCACUCUGCCUCACAAAAGUCUAUAUUAUAUAAAUCUAUAUAAAUCUAUUUUAUAUUUGUAUAAAUAAAUGGAUGGAUGCUAAAUAAUGAAAAGAUGAAAAUGGAAAGGAAAAGCUUAUUUAAGAGACGCUGGAGAUCUUUGAGGAGUGGACUUUGCUGGCUCUCUCCUCCUGGUGGGUGGGAAACGGGGCUUUUUCUCUCCCUCUGGCGAGGACUCUCAGGAUGUAGGGACUUGGAAAUAUUUUCUGUCUGUCCACCAUGGCCUGGAGGAGGGAGGUUGUGGUUGGAUGGAGGAGACGAGCUUGUCUGGAAGUCUGGAGUCUUUGUUGGUUAGAUGACUGCCUGUGACCCUGGCCACUAGGCCAAGAGGCCCUAUGAAGGUGGCGGGAACUCAGCUUCAACCUCGAUGUCUUCAGGGUCUUGCCCAGAAUGUAGAUCGGUUCCCUAAGAGGCCUGGUGCUCUCUUACUCUUUCAUUCCCGUGCAUAUGUGCAGCAUCUACAGUUUACAGGAACGGCUCCUUCCCUAAAAUGAGGAGAAGUCCAAGGUCAUCUCAGGCCCAGUGACCACAAAGAGCUCUGCACCUCCCGGACUUUGGGCCUGCCUUUCCAGUGAGAAUUCUUCAUCCUCCACCGUUCACUAGCUCCUGCCUGAAGAGGAAUGGGGGCCGUUUGACCUGACAUGUCAGGAAAGCCCUGAACCAAAUGUUUGUGCCUGGGCUGCAGAAGCCUGGGUGCGUGACCGGGCUGCGUGGACAUCAUGUUGUCUUCCCCCCACAGGAGGGGAAGCUUGAGCUGCUGCUGUCACUCCUCCACCGAGGGAGGCCUCACAAACCACAGGACACGGCGACAGGUCAGGCUGGCGGGCCCGGCGUGCUCAUCAUCUCUGUCCCAGGUGUACAGUUUCUCGCUGACAUUAAAUGCCCUUCGUGGAG
Messenger RNA from Chlorocebus sabaeus (green monkey), 2412 nucleotides. RefSeq names its product Wnt family member 5B (gene WNT5B). Gene Ontology annotation, biological process: canonical Wnt signaling pathway; multicellular organism development; neuron differentiation. Gene Ontology annotation, cellular component: extracellular region. NCBI's taxonomy places the organism in Eukaryota, Metazoa, Chordata, Mammalia, Primates, Cercopithecidae. The record is from RefSeq and is a predicted model, not a curated record. Gene Ontology annotation, molecular function: cytokine activity; frizzled binding.